AUGGAUUUCUUGUGGAUGGGAGUCAACAUCUUCCUCUUUGUCUGGUACUACUUCUACUAUGAUUUAGGAGAUGAGUUUUUCUACACACGACAUCUGUUAGGAUCAGCUCUGGCCUGGGCUCGAGCUCCUGCUGCGGUCCUAAACUUUAACUGUAUGCUGAUUUUGCUGCCCGUCUGCAGGAACCUACUGUCUCUUAUCCGAGGCUCCUUCAUGUGCUGCGGUCGAACCAUACGGAAGCAACUGGACAAAAACCUGACUUUCCACAAACUGGUUGCCUACAUGAUUGGUCUGAUGACAGCUGUCCACAUGGUCGCUCACCUCAUGGAGUGGUUGAACAACAGCAGACAGGGCGUAUACGACAAACUGAGCACAGCUCUGUCCGCGCUGGAGGACGGCGCGAACACCUCGUACUUGAACCCCGUCAGGAAAACUGACAUUGAUCCUCAGCAGAUUCCCACCUACUUCGUCUUCACCACCAUCGCAGGUCUGACGGGAGUCGUCAUCACUCUGGCUCUCAUCCUCAUCAUCACCUCCUCCAUGGAGGUGAUCAGACGCAACUACUUCGAGGUCUUCUGGUACACGCAUCAUCUGUUCAUCAUCUUCUUCGCCGGUCUGGUCUUCCACGGAGCAGGGCGUAUCGUGAGAAGUCAGCAGAAUGAAAAAGCUCACAACUUCACCUUCUGUAAAGACCGUCCUGAAGAUUGGGGUCUGAUUCCCGAGUGCCCUCUUCCUACGUUCGCUGGAGGUUUCCCAAAGACCUGGAUGUGGGUGAUUGGACCGAUGUUCUUUUACGUGUGCGAACGCCUGCUGCGCUUCGUUCGUUUUAUGCAAACAGUCCAUUACAGGAAGAUUGUGAUGAGACCUUCCAAAGUGUUGGAGCUGCAACUGGUGAAGAGCGGCUUUAAGAUGGACGUGGGGCAAUACGUCUUCCUCAACUGUCCGGCCAUUUCUCAGCUGGAGUGGCAUCCGUUUACCAUGACGUCCGCCCCCGAGGAAGACUUCUUCAGCGUCCACAUCCGCUCCGCUGGGGACUGGACGGACAAAUUGAUCGACAUCAUGCAGAAGCUGCCAGAGGGAGCUCAGGGACCAAAGAUGGGCGUAGACGGACCUUUCGGUACCGCCAGCGAGGACGUCUUUGACUACGAGGUCAGCAUGUUGGUGGGAGCUGGCAUCGGGGUCACGCCUUUUGCCUCCAUCCUCAAAUCCAUCUGGUACAAGUUCAAGGAAGGGAAUCCUAAACUGCGCACCAGGAAGAUUUACUUUUACUGGCUCUGUCGGGAAACGCAUGCCUUCGAAUGGUUCGCUGACCUGCUGUGCGUUCUGGAGAAGGAGAUGGAGGAACGAGGGAUGGGUCAUUUCCUGACCUACAAACUUUUCCUGACAGGCUGGGAUCAGAACAUAGCAGAUCAUGCAAAGGUCCAGGUGGACGCCGACACGGAUGUGAUCACGGGACUCAAACAGAAGACCCACUACGGUCGACCGGUCUGGGACAAGGAGUUCGAACAAAUCCGCAAAGAGAACCCAACAUCUGUGGUGGGAACUUUCCUGUGCGGCCCAGAAGCACUCGGAAAAGUCCUGGAGAAGAAAUGUGCAAAAUAUUCUGAAGUGGAUCCUCGGAAAACCAGGUUUUACUUCAACAAGGAGAACUUCUGAGCAGACAAGACGACGAGAAUAACCUUUGAAGACAAUCACAGCCUCAGAGACUGGGGACGUUUCUGUUACUAAGAAAGACAUUAGUGUCACCGCUGAUAAUCCAUUGUUCAAGCUGGGUUCACCGAAACCUUUGCGUAACAGUGAAUCAUCAGGUCACACUUGAACACAUUCAAGCUUUUCCCCGUUUCAUUCCUCAAAUCUACUUCCUCCUGCAGUAAACAAUGGGUUAUUAUUAAACUGUGUCUUAAACAAUUCAUCCGAAGAACAAUAGGAAGAAGUCUGAGUUAAAAACAGGGUUGAAGAGUUAAAGUUACCGAGCGAGUCCAGCUGAAUGUUUCGAAACGUCUUUGGACAGCAUGACUUGGACGACCGAGAGACAUUGUAAAUAAACAGAACUGAUAAAACUUUUUUUUAUGUUUGUUUUUUUUAAGGACAACAGUGGUUAAAGAGUCGAGUAAAUGGAUGAAAAAUGUUCAAUGCGAUCUGCAAUUUUAGGUGCAUCACUGUUAUUUACUCUGAAAUGAGAAACUAGAGAACUAGAGUAUUGGCUAUUUAUUGGAAACACUAAAAUUAAAAAACAAAAACAAAAAAAAUCCUAAAUUGAAGAAUCUUCAGAUACAAGUUGGAGGUGAGAUGGUCUGGACAUCUGAAAUGAAAAUGAAAUGAUUAAUAAUGUCAGUUAUAUAAUUCUUUAAUCAGUUUCAAUAAAAUGACAAAGUGAUGCUGAUGAGGCAAAAAAAAAAAA
This is a messenger RNA of Cynoglossus semilaevis (tongue sole), 2398 nucleotides long. RefSeq names its product NADPH oxidase 1 (gene nox1). Gene Ontology annotation, molecular function: superoxide-generating NAD(P)H oxidase activity. Lineage: Eukaryota; Metazoa; Chordata; Actinopteri; Pleuronectiformes; Cynoglossidae. The record is from RefSeq and is a predicted model, not a curated record. Gene Ontology annotation, biological process: defense response; superoxide anion generation. Gene Ontology annotation, cellular component: NADPH oxidase complex; plasma membrane.